UUCCGGUAAAUGACUAGCUAGCGGGAGGUGCAAGUGCUUGUGUUUGUUUUUCGACUUUUUCGCGUUGUUUUGAGUUUUCAGACAAAACCCGCGCCAGAAAACGAUUUUUUAGAGCGAGUGUCAAGGGACCAGUUUAGUUUUAUUGAACCCGGAGCUGAGAAGUGUCGGAUUAAAUGAACAGGUCGCUAAUGUUAUCAGACUAGCUAACCGGCUAGCCUGCUCAGCCCAGAACCCGGACGCUGGUUGUCGGAGAUUUAACCUGUAAACCUUCACCAGUCAAGCUUUACAACGUUUCUCUUGUGGCUGUAAAGGAGAAGAUUCCAGUUUCAUGUGAGCACUGGGGCCAUUUUCGACAGUUUAAUGGGAGGCGGCUUGCUUUGGAGGAGUGGACAUUGCGGGCGUCAGCUGCGAGGAACGCGGAGGUCCUGGCUCCCUGUCGGGCUUAGAUGGAGUCUCUGGCCGGGUACGUGUACAAGGCAGCCAGCGAGGGCCGAGUCCUGACCCUGGCCGCGCUGCUGCUCAACCACUCCGAGACGGAGACCCAGUACCUGCUGAGCUAUGUGACCCAGCUCGCCGGGCAGAGGUCCACCCCCCUGAUCAUCGCAGCCCGGAACGGACACGACAAAGUGGUCCGGCUGCUCCUGGACCACUACAGAGUGGACACUGAGCAGACUGGCACGGUUCGGUUUGAUGGAUAUGUUAUAGACGGGGCCACAGCUCUGUGGUGUGCAGCUGGAGCAGGGCAUUUUGAGGUGGUGCGGCUGCUGGUGAGUCACCAUGCCAACGUUAACCACACCACUAUCACCAACUCCACCCCACUGCGGGCGGCGUGCUUUGAUGGGCGCCUGGACAUCGUCCGAUACCUGGUGGAACACAACGCCGACAUCAGCAUCACUAACAAGUACAACAACACCUGCCUAAUGAUCGCCGCCUAUAAGGGCCACACAGACGUUGUCAAAUUCCUGCUGGAGCAGGGGGCGAACCCCAAUGCCAAGGCCCACUGUGGGGCCACUGCCCUGCACUUUGCGGCUGAGGCAGGACAUCUGGAAAUUGUAAAAGAGCUGGUGCGCUGCCAGGCGGCCAUGGUGGUGAACGGACAUGGCAUGACGCCGCUAAAGGUCGCAGCAGAGAGCUGUAAAGCCGAUGUGGUGGAGCUGCUGCUGGCGCAUGCAGACUGCAACCCCAGCAGCCGCAUCGAGGCCCUGGAGCUGCUGGGCGCCUCGUUCGCCAACGACCGGGAGAACUACGACAUCCAGAAGACGUACCACUACCUACAAAUGGCUAUGAUGGAACGCUACCGCGACCCAGAAAGCAUCAUCUCAAAAGAGCUGUUGCCACCUAUCGAGGCCUACGGAGGGCGUAGCGAAUGCCGGACACUGUCAGACCUGGAGGCCAUCCGGGUGGACCGGGACGCUCUGCACAUGGAGGGGCUGAUGAUCCGGGAGCGUAUCCUUGGCUCGGACAACAUUGACGUGUCACACCCCAUCAUAUACCGCGGCGCUGUCUAUGCUGACAGCAUGGAGUUUGAACAGUGCAUCAAACUGUGGCUUCAUGCGCUUCGCUUGCGGCAGAAAGGAAACCGGAACACACACAAGGACCUGCUGCGCUUCGCCCAGGUGUUCUCCCAGAUGGUCCACCUGAAGGAGCAGGUCACAGCUUCAGCUGUGGAGCAGGUGUUGAGCUGCAACGUGUUGGAGAUUCAGCGCAGCAUGGCUCGGGUGGAGGCGGCGGCUGAGUCCGAGCUGCAGCAGGCUAUGGACAAUUACGAGUCAAAUGUUUUUACCUUUCUGUACCUGGCCUGCAUCUCCACUAAAACCACCUGCACCGAUGAGGAACGAGCCCUCAUCAACAAGCACAUCUACAACCUGAUCCAGCUGGAUCCGCGCUCACGUGAAGGCUCUUCUCUGCUCCACCUGGCCAUCAGCUCCACCACGCCGGUCGACGACUUCCACACCAACGACGUCUGUAGCUUCCCCAACGCCCAGGUCACCAAGCUGCUGCUGGACUGCGGCGCACAGGUCAACGCCAUCGACCACGAGGGCAACACCCCGCUGCACGUCAUCGUCCAGUACAACCGGCCAAUCAGUGACUUCCUCACGCUGCACGCCAUCAUCAUCAACCUGGUGGAGGCCGGCGCCCACACAGACAUGACCAACAAGCAAAAGAAGACACCGCUGGACAAGAGCACCACAGGCGUGUCGGAGAUCCUGCUAAAGACGCAGAUGAAGAUGAGCCUCAAGUGUCUGGCAGCGCGCGCCGUCCGGCAGCACCAGAUCACCUACCGCAACCAAAUCCCCAAAACGCUGGAGGAGUUUGUGGAGUUUCACUGAAACGGACUUGAAGGCUCCACAUGAACCAAGGACAGACUCUUUGGUUUUUUUCUUGUUUUUUAAUAAUUUCUUAUAAUUUUCUAACAAAUCCAAAUGGUGCUGAGGAUGAUGGUUGAGUACUAAAAGUUUAGGAGAGUUUUUAUAAAAAAAAAAAAAAGUGUGUUACUUUUUUUCUAUUUUAGGUAUUAAUUGCUAAGUACCAGCAACCACAGUUGGCAGUCGGAGUGUCUGUAACUCUGCAGCUGAUGUGCACAUUGCUGCUGCAGCUCGUUCACUGUGACACAUUCAGAAGAAACCUGAAACCAGCUGCAGGUCUCUGAAGGUCCUGCACAGGCCUGCAGCAGGGCUGUGCCGAGGUGAGAGCAGAGAGUGGACAGCAGUCACAUCACCACGCUGCUUCUUGUUUUGCCUUAUCUUCAUGCCAGGGAGCCACAUGUUCACCAUGUUACUGUGAUUCUGCAGUCUGAGUGAAUGAGCGAGUGUGAAGGAGAGAUGAUCAGAAAGAAUGAAUGAAUGAGUGUCUGUAGGGAAGCCAACAGACAGCCCACCUCACCUGCCUUUCAUGUAUUCAUCCCGCAGAUCAUCUGUCACACACAAGAUUUAUUUUUAAUAUGAGAAAUUGUUUUCACUGGGUUUAAUUUAACUGUAACUACCAAGGGGGGGGGGGGCAGGUUUUAAUAUGUCUACAACUGAAGACUGUUAAUAAAAGACAAAAGACUUUUACCUUCUCACACUUUAAUUUUAAUUCUCUGUAAAAUAAAAAAAACUGGAACAGGUGAAAUCAUCUAAUAUUUCACAAGAAAAAGAAAAAAAAGGGAACAUACUGAGAAAAUUUUAUGUAGAAGAGAUUUUUUUUGGUCUCCUGUUAAUCAGAACAGGAGAGAAGCUGAUGCUUUAGCAGUUAGGAACCUGUGUUAGAUCUGAAUGUUUCAGUGUGACAGCACAGUGAGCCUCCGGUCCAUAAAGAAAUGCUUUGUUGUCCUUUCAGCAAAGCCUGAAGGAUGAAUCGUUUCUUCACGUCUAAAGAAAAUUCGACUUAUAGACCUGCUGAAUAUUCUUUUGAAAAGUUGACAUUUUGGUUUUCACAGGACAGUGACAGGUUUUUGGUUUUGGUGUGGAACAGCUAGACUGGCCUGCACCAUCUUCAAGUGUCCACAUACUUUUGGCUAUACAAUGUACAAUUUCCAGUCUUUAAAAAUAUGAACCGGAUUUCCCCAGAACAUGGUACGAAGAUCGUCUGUAGAUGCUCAUACAUGAGCUUUUAUUUUGAAACGUGUCUCUGAGGACGUGCCACUGAAACUGUGAUGGAGGGAAAUCUAAGACGACGAGAACGAUGUCACAUGGUUUACAUUUCCCCCACAGAGCUGCUGCAGCUUCACCCUGUUAGAAGAACCCUGUCCCUGUACUCAGUGGGGGGGCUCAGACCUUUAGGCCUGAGACAGUACAGGGACUUGAGUUUAAAUGACUGAACAUGGAUUCUUAGAAGUCGAACAUGCUCGUUAAUUUGUGUUGUUUCUGUUCAUGUUGGUCACAUUGUGGAUCAGGUCUUCUUGUCCCCUGGAUCUGUCUGCAAUCAGCUGUAAGAUAAUUCAUGUUAAUUAUGUCCAGUGAAGCUUCAGUCACUCUGCCAAAGAUGGUUUGUGUGUGGAGAUUCAUCACUCAUCACUGAACCUAAUGAGAUUCGAUAAGUGGAUUUGACACUGGAUCCAGAUUUGAUCAAAUCACAGCCCUGUCCAAAGAUAGAAAGAAAGCCAGUCAGUUUGCUCACAUUGGAGGAGAAUAUGGAUUGUUUUGUAUUUUACAUGUCAGGGACUGCUCCUUUUCGUGUUUCGUGUUUGCAGAGACCGAAACAGGAAACACGUCGCUGUUUCAUGUUUGAGGGAUGAGGAGAUCCUCAGAGGCUGCAUCAGUCUGCUCCAGCUGUGGUCUUCAGGAAGCCCAUUUAAAAGCCGUUAGCUUCUUCUUCUGUUUUUAAACACACAAACAAGCUUUUUGUCCCAAUCAAAUGUGGAUCAAUGGACACGCAGAGUGAGUGUCUCAGUUCUGCACAUGUUCUUUAGCCCCCCUCCCCCCCCCCCCCCCCCCCCCCCACUGAAAUCUGAUGCUCAGCCUGCUGUACCACUGACUGCAUAUAGUCAGCAUAUAGAUAGUUGAUUGAAGGAUUGAUUGGACAUUUUUGGACAUUUGCGUUCUGGUGGACACUUAGAUGUUCAGACUGAUGCUGCAGGGUCAGCAGCUGUUUCGCUGAGCAUGGGUGUGGGAUCAGUGUGAACAUCUGAACAACAUCAAGUCAAAUCAUUCCUUUAAAUGUCAAAAAGCUCAAGACAUUCUCUGUGAGGCUGCAGCUGAUGAUGAUUUUCUUUAUGGAUUCAUCUCAGUUAGCCCACAACGUGUUAGACACAAAGGUCCGUCACAGUUUCCCUGGACCUGAUGUCCUCAUAUCACUUGUUUUGUUUGACCAACAAUCCAAAAUUCAAAGAGAUUCAAUUUUCAGUCUAACAAAUUAGAAAAAGCAGCAAAUGUUCACAUUGUAGAAGCUUUUAACUUGGUGAUAAUAAUAAUAUUUUGUUGACUAAACGAUUCAUCUGCUAACUCUUUCAGUUUCUGUUUCACACUGUUCCAAAGCGUGCGGUUAAUGUGAUAGUCAUACGAGUUCACCUCUGCCCUUCACAGCUGGGCCACACAGGGUGAUUUCAUCAGUGAGACAAGCUGCUGCAGCUGCAGUGAUUAGUUCAAAGAUAAAUUUCCCAACAGGUGAAAACGGGGCAGUCGUUCUGUUCGUGUCAGUCCUCAGUAAGAUUCGUCCAUAUUUAUAUUUAUUUCCUCUUAAUAAUGUUUGAAGCUGCAGGACUCCUGAGCUUCUCAAAGCCAGACUUUGUGCCUCAAGUUGUGUUUUCAAUAUAAGAUUAAAGUCUGGAAAUCAAACAGAUAAAUCAGUGAACUGUAGGCAGAGUUUAGAUGACAACACCUAUUUAAGCUGUGUGUUGUAGAUACGGAGUGAAUCGUGACUCUGCAGCCGGAGGGUCUAUGUCUUGCCACAGCGUUCUUUAGGAGCUGGAGACACUGUGGUGAUUACAAAGUCCAAAUGAAAUUGUGUGCUCUGUGUCGCAAGGCAAAGGAUGUCCAUGUUUGUUUAGCGUCUGAUUCUCUGAAGAAAAGUAGCCUGUGAAUAAAAGUCCUGAAUGUUAGACUUUCCACCAGCAUGCAGCCGCAGCGUUUGUCCUCCUCAUCCAUCACCGUCUCUGUCCAGUGUUUCAUGAACAUGUGACCAGGCAUCAGAGGAGGUCUGAUCUCUGCCUGGAUGUUAAAGGUUUGAGGAGAUGAGAAGGUGCCAUUCAGAAUGAUAAACUUCUUUUUAACUGAUCCCAGUUUGUGUGUAACACUGCAGGAGUGUUUUCUGUGCUGACGGGAGCUGGGAGGUUUGACUCGAACCAGUUUUCUGUGGCUGAUAUGAAGCCAAAGAUUUUCCAUGUGUGGGAAACGUUUAAGGAUGUCAGCCCUCAUGUACUUCCUGCAGAAUGAAUGCUGUCAAAUUAAAAGUCAUAU
Molecule: messenger RNA, 5876 nt
Organism: Toxotes jaculatrix (banded archerfish)
Lineage: Eukaryota; Metazoa; Chordata; Actinopteri; Toxotidae
Gene: fem1b
Product: fem-1 homolog b
Exons: 2
Coding region: 447-2330 (627 amino acids)
Molecular function (GO): protein binding
Source: RefSeq, a predicted model, not a curated record